Pseudophryne corroboree (corroboree frog) is the source of this 2286-nucleotide messenger RNA. Its product is annotated as src substrate cortactin-like. The coding region runs from base 76 to 1635 and encodes 519 amino acids. The transcript is spliced from 16 exons. Gene Ontology annotation, cellular component: cortical actin cytoskeleton; plasma membrane; actin filament. The record is from RefSeq and is a predicted model, not a curated record. Gene Ontology annotation, biological process: regulation of actin filament polymerization. Gene Ontology annotation, molecular function: actin filament binding. Lineage: Eukaryota; Metazoa; Chordata; Amphibia; Anura; Myobatrachidae.
UAUAUACUGUAGCUGCAUACAGCAUACAAAAAGAGCCAUCCUGAUAUAAAGACGCUGAAAAGAAAAAGAUAAACGAUGUGGAAAGCAGCUGUGGGUCACAAUGUGUCUGUGACUGAAAAUGCAGCAAGUGAUGACUGGGAAACUGAUCCAGACUUUGUGAAUGACAUCUCAGAAGAGGAACAGCGAUGGGGUGCAAAAACCAUUCAAGGAUCUGGUCGUCCACAGCACAUAGAUAUAAAUAAACUGAGAAGCAGUGUCUCUAAAGAACAUGAGCAACUAAAGAAGAAAGAGUUACAGGAUAGUCCAAAAGCAUCUUACGGAUAUGGCGGACAGUUUGGAACAGAGAAAGACAGGAUGGAUAAGAGUGCCCUGGGGCAUGAGUACAAGGCAGAGGUGGAAAAGCAUUCCUCACAGACAGAUGCAGCUAAAGGAUUCGGGGGCAAAUAUGGAGUGCAGAAGGAGAGGUGUGAUAAGUCUGCAGUUGGAUUUGAUUAUAAGGCUCAGAUACAUCAGCAUUCCUCUCAGCAAGACUAUUCCAAAGGUUUUGGCGGACGUUACGGCGUUCAGACAGACCGCGUGGACAAGUCUGCAGUAGGAUUUGAAUAUAAGGCUCAAGUACAGCAACACUCAUCCCAGCAGGAUUAUUCACAAGGAUUUGGAGGCAAAUUUGGGGUACAGAAAGAUCGACAAGAUAAAGCUGCUCACAGCUGGAGCCAUAAGGAGGAAAUACAGAAACACCAGUCACAGACAGAUUAUGCCAAAGGGUUUGGCGGGCGUUAUGGUGUACAGACUGAUCGCGUGGACAAGUCUGCCGCAGGGUUUGGUGAGAUUGAAUCACCCAGUUCUGCAUAUGAGAAAACACAGCCUCUGGAAGCCAUGACAAGUGGAGCUCAGAAUCUUCGGUCUCGUUUUGAGAAUAUGGCGAAGACAGCAGAGGAAGAAAACAGACUGAAAGCAGAAGAAGAGAGAGCAAGGCGGCAGAAAAGAGAGAAGAUGGAAAGAGAGGAAAAACUAAAGAAAGAGAUACCGCAGAGCUCAGAUCUUGAUCAGUCUGAAAAGCAACCUGUUCCUGUUCCAUCUCCCCGUGUCUUUCCAGUGCCUACAAUACUUGCUGAAGAAAUCUCAGUGGUUCCUGACUAUGAUAUACCCCCUGUUGUCCCUCCAAAACUCCCUGGUUUGAUGAUGGCUACUGAACCCAUUGCAGUUACUGAAUCCACUACAAAUGAAAUGUGGGAUGAGGAACAGACUUAUGAAGACAUAGCUGCCCAGCAAACCACAGAAGAUUUGUAUGAAGCCAUUCCAGAUCCCCCGCCAAGGUUUCAGGAGGAAGACAGUGACGACUAUGAGACUGUCAUAGAUCCUCCAGCUGCAGCCAGCGAAGAUCUUUAUGAAGAACUACCACAAGAGGAUGAGGUGCCUGAAAAAGUGCCUUCUACAUAUAUCAGUCAAACAGGAGUCUCAGGGAUCACUGCUGUUGCCUUGUAUGAUUAUGAAGGAGGUGGAGAUGAUGAGAUUUCAUUUGAACCUCAAGAACUAAUCACGGAUAUCGAAAUGCUGGACGAGGGCUGGUGGACUGGAUCUUGCAGGGGUCAGCGGGGUCUUUUCCCUGCUAACUAUGUGGAGCUUGUACAGUGAUACAUUGAAUUUGGUAUUAUAUGUUUCUUGAAUUACUAUAUAUAUAUAUAUAUAUAGAUGUGUGUGUAUAUAUAUAUAUAUAUAUAUAUAUAUAUAUAUAUAUAUUGCUCUCACAUUUUUUUUUUUUAUCUUGCACCUACUUUAGGAAAUAAUGGCUGCUCUCCACAAUGAGUCCCCUGUUAGCGAGACUUAAAAAUCUAUCCAAACAUAUACAUUAAGUAUACAUUAAGAAAGUUUAAUUAUUGCUAAGCAAUAUAAAAGAAUCUAAAAGAUUUUUUUAACAACACCGCUGUAAGCUUGUCCACUCUUGAGGUCCAAAUCUUAUGCCCCUUUUAAGAAUGUUAAUAUUCAAUUGUAAAUCUUUAUAAUGGAUCUUACAGUUGCUUCAUCCUACGCGUUUCGUCUACUCACUGGACUUCAUCAGGGGUAUUGAUGGUGCGGAAUGAUAAAAAUGUGAAGUAUCAAAAAGGUGUAUUCAGCGGGUAGUUCACCAUGCGGAAUUGAGCUUAUUAUAUCAAGGGGGUGUCAGACCUUAAGCUUAUGUGCAACUGUAAAUAGACAAGUCUAUGGAUAUAGCAAAGUGAUGACCACCAAACGAACAAGAAUUAGCAGCAAGCACUAUAUAGGGGGUAAUUCCAAGUUGAUCGCAGC